CAUAACUGGAACAUUUACAAUGAAAUGGCAUUUAGAGGGUUAUGGAAUGGACUGGACAUAAUCGCUUCCCUACGGGAACUGCAAGCGAGACUUUUGGCAUUUGUGUAGAAUCCACGAUCCGAUCCGCUUCUCCUCACCACAACUUCCAUCAUGAGCAGUCUAGGACACGCAGAACUACGCUCCAUCCUUACAUUCACCGUCAAUCUUGCACGUACAGCAGGAACUCUCAUUCUCGAAGGCUCCCAGGCCAUCCAGUCUGCACCAGAUGUUAAUCAAAAGAAGAAUUCAGUCGAUCUAGUCACUGAAUACGACGUUGCGGUCGAAAAUCUUGUCAUGAGCGAGAUCAGGAAGGCCUAUCCCACCUUUAAGUUUAUCGGCGAAGAGUCAUAUUCCUCUGGAACGCGGCCGGAGUUGACGGAUGAGCCGACGUUUUGCGUCGAUCCGAUAGACGGAACCACAAACUUCGUCCAUGGUGUUCCCCUUGCUUGCAUAUCACUGGGCCUCAUUUACCAGAAGCGACCGGUUUUAGGGGUCAUCUAUAACCCCUUCCUCCAGCACUUGUACACUGGUGUUGAGGGACAAGGUUCCUUCCUUACCUGCGGCACCGGGUCGCCCAUGAAGCUGCCCCUUGCCAACCCCAAAGCUUUACCGUCGCUUUCGAAGGCACUUAUAGCCGUCGAGUGGGGAGCUGAUCGCGGCGUGCCGAUAAUUACUGCCAAGUCCAACUCUUUCCUUCGCCUCGCCAGCGACCCUAAUGACGGCGUUCCUGGCGGACGAAUGUGCCAUUCAAUUCGUUCGUUGGGAAGCGGUGCGCUGAACAUUGCAACAGUCGCACAAGGAAGUUUCGACAUGUUUUGGGAAAUCGGAUGCUGGCCCUGGGAUGUCUGUGCGGGCAUUGUCAUUGCACAAGAAGCUGGCGGUGUUGUGACCGGCUCACACGCCGCGUUGGCGUCAGCUGUUGCUGAUCCUUCCGUAGACCCUUUCAAAGUGACUCCGGAGGUCCUGACGGGGCGCAAGUACCUGAUCAUCAGGAAGAUUCCUGAUACUCCCCAGGAGACAGGUAGGGAAGCUCAGCUUCGGAUCGCGAAGGAAUUCUACGAGACCGUCGAGGAUUGUGACCCGAAGUAAGAAAAGGUGCAUAGGGAACAGACGGGUAGAAUGCAAAACAGUGUACGACGGACACCCGAUAUAUUCGCUCGAACGUAUCCACAACGGUAGAUGAUGCGGCGUCGAUCUCAGUCAAAUGAUAUCUAGAACUUGUAAAUACGAUAUGAAGGAAGCGAGAAAACAACGUAA
Messenger RNA from Pisolithus orientalis, 1296 nucleotides. Its product is annotated as myo inositol monophosphatase. The transcript has 8 exons. Gene Ontology annotation, biological process: inositol metabolic process; signal transduction; phosphatidylinositol phosphate biosynthetic process. The record is from RefSeq and is a predicted model, not a curated record. Gene Ontology annotation, molecular function: inositol monophosphate 1-phosphatase activity. Lineage: Eukaryota; Fungi; Basidiomycota; Agaricomycetes; Boletales; Pisolithaceae. The coding region runs from base 151 to 1128 and encodes 325 amino acids.